AUGGCGGCGGCGGCUGAGCCACGACAAUUUGGCGAUGCUAUUGUCGCCUUCUCUCUAGAACGGGUAUUCCCCGAGGAUGACACGUCUCUGCUACCCGUAUCCGACAUAGAUCUCGAGCCUGCCAUCCGCGCUCUAACUGGGGCUAAGGCCGACCUCGAAACCGAAAUACAUACUAUCAACGAGGAGACCAGAGAUGAUGUCAGUUCAUGGGUGCAGAAUGCCAAGACGCUGCAGGAAGACAUUAUUCGAUCCAAGACCAUUGCCAACGACAUCAUACGACAAUCGGAGGCACCCGACGUGUCAGGAGAGGCAAUUGAGGAUGCCGAGGAUAAGGCUCAAUUUCUCAAUCGUGAACUCCAAUACAGCCGGCAGCUCCACGAGGUAUUGAACAAUAUCAAAACGGCAAAUCAGCUGCUGGGUCAGGUUGACACUGCAAGGAGUGAACGACGUGUCGUCGACUCCCUACAUCUUCUUGAACAAUCUUGGACUGCCAUCGACCGAAUCGGUGUUAGCAAGUCCUGUAGGAUUCUCAGACGCCUGGACCAUCGAGCCUUCGAGCUCAAGUCGAGUGUUCAUGAAGUAUUCAAUAAUGUUUGGAAGGAAUUGAUUCAGUUUAAUGUGGAGGAGAGAAGGGUGUCUAUUCGUGAAUCCCUACCUGAGGGCGGCAUGACCCUGUCGGAUGCAGUCAUUGGUCUGAAAGCAUACAAAGAGACGGAUGAGCGUAUGGAACAGCUCUGGCGAAACCUUGACGGAUCUCUUAUUUCUCCUCGAAUGGACAAGACCAAACAACCCGCGCCUUCUGUUGCAGCCAAAGGGGACGAACUCAGCCUUACAGGAAGCAGUGACGGAUCUGUGGCUGCGUUACUUUCGGAUUUAGAGCUGGUCCUGGUUUUCGUUGCGAAAAAAGUGCCAAUGGAGUUACUCGACAGUCUAGUCAACUUCAUGAUGCCUGAUCUCAUACCUCGGUUAAUCCAGCAAUGGCUCAACCCAGCAGUCCCGUCAUCCCUGUCCGAGAUUCCUAUGUUUCAGAGUAUUAUUCAAGUCGCCCGAACAUUCUGCACCGCUUUAGAGACAAAUGGUUAUACCGGCUUCGAUGAGCUAAAGGAGUGGGUUUCCAAAUCGCACAUGACGUGGUUAGGACGAUGCCGGGAAUCUGCACUGGAUAAGAUUCGAACCAAGCUCUCCAAUGGAAUCGGCAAGCCUAAGCAAGUGGAAAAGAUCGAGAAACACAUGGUCACUGUGGCCGAGGGCAAAGAACUGGCUACGACUGGCGCCGGCGCCGCAGCAGAUACGAAUGACUGGGGUGCUGCCUGGGACGAUGCAUGGAAUGAUCAGACACAGGAGCCUGAACCACCCACACGGGCUAAAGAAGACGACGGCGCUGACGCGUGGGGCUGGGAGGAUGACGACUCCCCCCAGCAGGCGGCUGGAGACGCGAAGGAGUCUGAGGUCGAAGACGAUGCUGGAGCAGAUGCUUGGGGCUGGGGUGAUGAGGAAACAUCUGCGGAGCCAGAAGUCUCGAAACCCUCACCAAAGAAGCAAAAGAUGGAAUCCUCACCAGAGAAGACGAGAGAGCUUGUUCUCAAGGAGACUUACUAUAUUUCGUGCAUGCCAGAGCCCGUUUUGGGGCUGAUAAUGACAGUUCUCGAGGACGGCGCGGCCUUGACAGCGGACGGAGAGAAGUAUCAACUAGUGGCGUCUACGGCUCCGGGCCUCUUCAGUUUGCCGACAUUUGCAUUGGCGUUAUUCAGAGCCAUCUCGCCCUACUACUACUCCCUCAAUGUGGGCGGCAACAUGUAUCUGUAUAACGAUGCCAUGUAUAUUGCAGAACAGCUUACGAAGUUCUCCGAGGCUUGGAAAAAACGAGAGGACCUUGCACCACGAGCGCGAAACAUGCUACGUCUUGAGAAUGACAUCAAGACGCUCCAAAAUUUUGCCAACAGAAGCUACGCGAGUGAGAUGAGUAUUCAGAGAACAGUCCUACAGGACUUGGUUGGAAGUUCCCAGAGCAUCAUUCUCCAAGAUGAACCAGAAGCAGCAAUCGAAUCUGGAAUGGCACGCAUCCGAUACAUGGCCACAACUUGGGAGAAUAUCCUGGCGCGAUCAGUUUGGUCUCAAGCCAUCGGCUCUCUUGUGGACGCACUCGCCAAUCGCAUAAUCACAGACGUGCUAGACAUGCCGUCUAUAGGACAGGACGAAGCGUAUAACAUUGCUAACCUCAUUGCUACGACGACAUCGCUCGACGACUUGUUUCUCCCGAGCAAACUGAAAGGCACGGAACCAACUCGAAACGAAGCGGCCACCACAGAUCAAUAUGCGCCUAAUUGGCCGCGGUUAAAGUAUCUUGGCGAAGUGUUGCAGAGCGAUCUCAACGGCAUAAGGGCCCUGUGGUGCGAGCAAAAGCUGAGCUACUAUUUUACGGUGGAUGAGAUUGUGGAUUUGAUCAAGGCCAGUUUCGAAGAGAACCCUCGAACCAGGCAAACCAUCAAGGAGAUCCAAAACACACAAUACCCCGCCGUUGAUUUAUGA
Metarhizium brunneum ARSEF 3297 is the source of this 2529-nucleotide messenger RNA. RefSeq lists its product as uncharacterized. NCBI's taxonomy places the organism in Eukaryota, Fungi, Ascomycota, Sordariomycetes, Hypocreales, Clavicipitaceae. The record is from RefSeq and is a predicted model, not a curated record. Gene Ontology annotation, cellular component: RZZ complex. Gene Ontology annotation, biological process: mitotic spindle assembly checkpoint signaling; endoplasmic reticulum to Golgi vesicle-mediated transport.